AUGGCUGGACGCGAUUGGUUGCAUGCAUUUAUGACCAGACAUAACAUUUCUAUUAGGAAAGCUGAGGCGACCAGCAUAAACAGAAUAACAGCUUUUAAUAAAACCGAAAUAAGUCUGUUCUUCGAGCUACUUGGCCAGCUGAUGGAAAAACAUAGAUUUGUUCCAAAAAAUAUUUAUAAUAGCGACAAAACGGGUAUUUCAACAGUUCAAACUCCUGGAAAAAUUCUGGCUACCAAAGGACAGAAGAGAGUGGGAUCGAUAACCAGUUUGGAAAGAGGAAAAAACAUCACUUUGAUGUGUGCUAUGAGCGCUGCUGGCAGUUACAUUCCACCGAUGUUCAUUUUCCACAGAAAAAGGUUGACUCCUCUGCUCGAGGAGGAUGGUCCAGCAGAAGCGCUUUACAAAUGCUCGGACAACGGUUGGAUUAAUGAGAAUCUCUUUCUUGAAUGGUUGGUGCAUUUUAAACAGCACGCUAAGCCGUCUGCAGAUGAACCCAUCCUUUUAAUACUAGACAACCAUGCUAAAUGGUAUUUAAAAAUGAAAACAAGUCUUGAAUCUGCUUGA
Molecule: messenger RNA, 564 nt
Organism: Leptinotarsa decemlineata (Colorado potato beetle)
Lineage: Eukaryota; Metazoa; Arthropoda; Insecta; Coleoptera; Chrysomelidae
Cellular component (GO): nucleus
Molecular function (GO): DNA binding
Source: RefSeq, a predicted model, not a curated record